GCAGCCUCAUUUCCUCACGCGCGCCGGAAGUGGCGGUCGUCUGCGCGGCCGCGUGUGGUGGGCUGUGAGGCGGUGAUAAGCCCUGUGCGCCGGGCGCCGCCGGGGUAUGCCCGCGGCCGGGGAGGAGGUGGCAGGGCGGCGGUGGCCUUGUGCGGACUGGUGAGCGCGGAAAAUCACCACCCAUAUAAUGGAAUUAUAUCUGAUUCUAUAGAUAAGAUUUCUUUAUUCUGGAUAUCAUGAUAACAAUACAGGAAGUAUGCACUAUUUCUCAUUUCUGCAAGUAGUCUUCACUGCUGAAGGAAGAAAUUUUUAAAGCUAUAACAGUUCAUUUUGGUACCUUUAAUGGAAAUUCUGAUUUUGUUAAUUUUUGAUAACUUUUUGCAAAGGUAUGAACAACCAAAGAACUUAUCUUGUUAGGCAAGUCCACAUUAAUAAGAAUGCCUAGAAGAGGAUUGAUUCUUCAGACCCGGACCCACUGGCUACUCUUGGGUCUCGCUUUACUCUGCAGUUUGGUAUUAUUUUUGUACCUCCUGGAAUGUGCCCCCCAAACUGAUGGAAAUGCACCUCUUCCUGGUGUUGUUGGGGAAAAUUAUGGUAAAGAGUAUUAUCAAGCCCUCCUACAGGAGCAAGAAGAACAUUAUCAAACCAGGGCUACCAGUCUAAAACGUCAAAUUGCCCAACUAAAACAAGAAUUGCAAGAAAUGAGUGAGAAGAUGAGAUCACUGCAAGAGAGAAAAAGUGUGGGGGCUAAUGGCAUAGGCUAUCAAGGCAACAAAGAACAAACACCUAGUGAUCUUUUAGAAUUUCUUCAUUCCCAAAUUGACAAAGCUGAAGUUAGCAUAGGAGCCAAAUUACCUAGUGAGUAUGGAGUCAUUCCCUUUGAAAGUUUUACCUUAAUGAAAGUAUUCCAGUUGGAAAUGGGUCUCACUCGCCAUCCUGAGGAAAAGCCAGUUAGAAAAGACAAGCGAGAUGAAUUGGUAGAAGUCAUUGAAGCUGGCUUAGAGGUCAUUAAUAAUCCUGAUGAAGAUGAUGAACAGGAAGAUGAAGAUGGUCCACUUGGAGAGAAAAUGGUAUUUAAUGAAAAUGACUUCAUAGAAGGUUAUUAUCGCACCGAGAGAGAUAAGGGCACACAGUAUGAACUCUUUUUUAAGAAAGCAGACCUUAUGGAAUAUAGACAUGUGACCCUCUUCCGCCCUUUUGGACCUCUCAUGAAAGUGAAGAGCGAGAUGAUUGACAUUACUAGAUCAAUUAUUAAUAUCAUUGUGCCACUUGCUGAAAGAACUGAAGCAUUUGCACAGUUUAUGCAGAACUUCAGGGAUGUGUGUAUUCAUCAGGACAAGAGAAUUCAUCUCACAGUGGUGUAUUUUGGUAAAGAAGGAUUAUCUAAAGUCAAGUCUAUCCUAGAAUCUGUCACAAGUGAGUCUAAUUUUCACAAUUACACUUUGGUCUCCUUGAAUGAAGAAUUUAAUCGUGGACGAGGACUAAAUGUGGGUGCCCGAGCUUGGGACAAGGGAGAGGUCUUGAUGUUUUUCUGUGAUGUUGAUAUAUAUUUCUCAGCUGAAUUCCUUAACAGCUGCCGGUUAAAUGCUGAGCCAGGUAAGAAGGUGUUUUACCCUGUGGUUUUCAGUCUUUACAACCCUGCCAUUGUUUAUGCCAGUCAGGAUGUACCACCACCUGUGGAGCAGCAGCUGGUUCACAAAAAGGAUUCUGGCUUUUGGCGAGAUUUUGGCUUUGGAAUGACUUGUCAGUAUCGGUCAGAUUUCCUGACAAUUGGUGGAUUUGACAUGGAAGUAAAAGGUUGGGGUGGAGAAGAUGUUCAUCUUUAUCGAAAAUACUUACAUGGUGACCUGAUUGUGAUUCGGACUCCAGUUCCUGGCCUUUUCCACCUCUGGCAUGAGAAACGCUGUGCUGAUGAGUUGACUCCUGAGCAGUACCGUAUGUGCAUCCAGUCCAAAGCCAUGAACGAGGCCUCUCACUCGCACCUGGGAAUGCUGGUCUUCAGGGAGGAGAUAGAGACGCAUCUUCACAAACAGGCAUACAGGACAAAUAGCGAAGCUGUCGGUUAACAUAAUCACUGGCACAUUAGUCUGAACCAGAAACCAGCACUAUUUAUUUAGCCUUAAUUCCAAUUCCAGAUGCAGUGCCUCUUUCAGAGAAGACAUGCUUAUCUUUUGUGUUCUUUCUGAUAUUACUUUACUUAAGCAGUUUAACUUGUUAUGAGAAGAAAAAAUCAAGUAUUUCAGUGCAAAGCCUGUUUUGUGGGCAUACCAUACUAUGGAAUCGCUGACAAAUCAAAAUCUGGUGUUUGCCCCAAAAGUAGUUUUGAGUUCGUUUCUACCCUGUACCCAUGUUCUAAUGUGCCCUGAUUGCAUAUGGGUUGAGGGUUGGAAUGGUGUUGUGCUCAUGGUAGGUCAGGAGCAUCCAGCUCCUGCAGAGAGGAAAGAGUCAAAUUUGAUGCAGUGUGUAGACAAGGGUUCUUCCCCUGCUGACCACCAAGGCAACUUGCUUUUAAAUUAAGAUCUUUAGUCAGUUGCCUGAAGAAUUUUUUUUCAUUGAAGCAGAGGAUGACUAAAUGACACAUCUGAAAUUCACAGUCAAUCAAAAGAAAUAAAAACCCCUUAAACUGAAUGUUGCUUAUCUCCCUUAAUGUGUUUUUAAAUAAAUGGAUGAUAGUAGAAAAUACUUAGCUUAGAAUCUAUGACUUGAUUAAAACUGUAAUGUGUUGUUAUCAGGAUUAGUAGUCAACAUUGUUAUAAAUUAUUUUAAACAAACAAAUAAAAUGGAAAUGUCUUUAAUAGAACAUUUAAUUGUGUUGGAGCAUAGGGCACUAAUGAUAUCUGGGAACAUCAGUUUACAUGAGCCAGGGUGCUAUCGGGGCCUUCUUAUAGUGAUUCAGAAUAGAUGAGCAUAGCAUGGUGUUGCGUGUUUUUUGCUUUGCAUUGUCUUAUGUAGCAUGAAUCCAUAUGUAUUUAUUAUCCUUCUUUUUACAAUAUGUUAACAAAAGCUACAUCUCUGUUUAUAUUAUGAUACUUUGAGUUCAGUUUCACUGAAGGGAGAAAAAAACAAUUUAAUGAGGUAUACCAUAAAAUUAUACUGACUUGAGAAAAGAGGUGAAGGAGAAAGUAUGAAUAGAAAUCUGAAUUACAGAAUAUUUUAGAAAAAUCUAUUGUCUGCAGAUAGAAUAAUAUUUUAACUGAGGUAUAAAUUAUGUUAAUGAGACAAGAUGAAUAAGAAGUUAUAUUCAGAUAGAACUGUACUAUGUUAUUUAUCACACAUGGAUCUUUUACCAUACGCUCCAUUGCUAGAUUCAGAAAUUGGAGAUAUGGUGAAAGGCAUGCACAGAUUUUGAACCUUUGGCUUUCAAAAGGGACCUAUAUUGUAUUCUUUCUAUUUGUAUAUAAACCCCUGAGAAUUCACAGAAGAAAAUCUACUCUUUUUACUCAGUGAAUCAUAUCACCUAAAGUAUAAAUCCCAAAUUUCUUGGUGCUACAUGAAUUCACUUUACAGUAAUUCUUAAUAAAUUAUUUGUACAAGUUUUAAGUUGGGUAGCAUUUAGGCUUUUUUAAGAUGUGUAAAAUGUGCAGAAUUAUUAAGGCCAAUAUCUCUUUUUACAUACAAUUAUUUAUUAUGAAGACCAGUGAGUGUAGGUAUUUAAAGUGAGAGAACCUAAUUAUUUGCAAAGGUAAGUUGCAGCUUGUUUUUUUGACAGAAUCAAAUGACUUUACCUUAGUGAGCUUUCAAUUUAAAGAUAGAAACUAAGUGAUGGAAACAGUAUAUGCUAUGUUUUUGACAUUAAACGGUACCAAUAAAGUAUUUUAUUACCAAAAGCUAAAUGAAAAUGUGAUAACUAAUUUCUCUCCAUUACAAAAUAUCAUAAAUAUGAAAAAGUAUAAAAGAUGUAAUUGUGUACUUUAAAGAAUAAUAAAGCAAACAGCUACCCAGAUUAAGAUAACAUAUUCAGUGAAAGGCCUUUAUGGGCCUCUUCUUGAUCACACACCCUUACUCUCUGUAAUUGUAACCAUUCUGAUUUCUGUGAUAAUUUUUCAUUUGUUUUUCUUAGUUUUCCCAACUGUUAUAUACCUCUACCCAAAAGACUAUGUAGUUUUGCCUGUUUCUGAAUUUAUUUGCAUAUUAUUUCAUUAUCUAUUCUCUAACUUUCAUUCAGUAUUAUAUUUUUGAGGUUCAUUCAUAUUAGUCUCAAAAUUCAUUUUUAUUACUGACUAGUAUUCCACUGUAUGAAUAUACUAAAUAUUCAGUAACUUUAUUUUUUUAUAGAUAUUUGGGCCGUUCAUAGUUUGUUCUUUGCUUUUUGCUAUCAGAAGCACUAUUGUCAUGAAUACUGCUUUACGUGUCUCUUAUAAGUGUACAAGAGUUUCUCUAGGAAUAAUGAUGCUGGGUCACCGUUUGUGUGUACAUUCAGUUUCCUUUCCAAAAUGGACCAUCUCCAGCACUGUGAGAGAGUUCAUUUUGCAUCCUUGGCAACACUUAAUUUUGUCAGGUUUAUUAAUUCUUGCUAAUCUAAUAGACCUUAGGCAUGAAUUGUAGUUAUAGUUUGCAUUUCGGUCCUCUUGCCCAUUAUUAUCAGUUCUUAGGAAUUUUUCACAUAUUCUGGAUACCAAUUCUUGUUGGUUAAGUAUCUUUUCCCAGAAUGUAGCUUAUCUUUUCCGAUUCUUGGUGGUACUUUUUCAUUAAUAAAAAUUGACUCUAAUGGGACUAUUUUUUUUCCUUUAUGUAUUCUACUUUUUAAUUACUGGCUUAUGACCUCAUAUUAAGGAAAGAUAACUUAAAGCUGUUAUUCUAUAUUGUCUUCUGAAUACCUCAUAUAUAGCUUUGCUUUUCCUAGUUAGGUCUUUAACCUAACUGGAGGAGCUUUUUGUGUAUGACACAAGCCAAGGAUUGCAUUACACUUUUUUCCACCAUCAUCUUACAAUAUAGUCCAUAUUUUACCUGCAGAACCACUCUCAUCCAUCAGAUGUCCAAAUGCACAGGUCUGAUUCUGGCUCUCAUCUGUUCAGUUAGGCUUUUUGUCCAUCACCAUACUAUUACAUCAUGGUCUAAAUUACUUUAACUUAAUACAAGUCAUUAUCUCUGAGAGCUAAUCCACUUGCCUUACUCUUAAAAAGAUUGCCAUGGUUCUUUGUAGCCCUGGCACUUUGACAUAAAUUUUUGAAUAAGCUAAAUUUCACAAAACUUUCAUGAAUUUGAUUGGAAUCUCAUUGAAUCUGUAAGAUCACUUUGGGGGAAAUUUACAUCUUUAUGAUACAGAGUCUCCCAAUCCUUGAACAUGACAUGUCUGUUUAGGUCUUUAUUGUCUUUAAAUUUUAUACUUUUUCACACAGUGGCUUUACAUGUAUUACUUUAUAGAUUUUUCCCUAGAUACUUUGCAUUUUAUAUGCCAUUAUAACUGUCUUUUUUAAAAUAUUUUACUGGUAUUUAGAAGUCCAAUUGCUUUUGGGUUCAGCAGCCUUGCCAAAAUGCUUAAUUCUGGUAAUGUAUUUCUAGUUUCUGUUGUGUGUUUUCUGUUAUGCAGUCAUAUAUCUAUGAGUAGUGAAAAUUUUGUUUCCAGUUUUUAUAUCUUUAUUUUUCUUGUCUUACUGUGUUUAUUGGUAUUUUAUUAUGCAGUGUUGACUAGAAGUGAUAAUAGUGGAGUUCCUGCCCCUGUUUCUGACUUCAAGGGGAACACUCUCAGUGUUUCAUCAGAGAUUCUGCUUUCUGCAGGAGAAGUGGGGUUUAAUCUCAUCAGGGGUGCCACUGCUAAUUCCCUGCUAACACUGACUGCUUCUGAUGAACCAGCGAGCCUGCAGUGGGGCCCCGAGAACAGUUCGAGCAAGUUUCCAGCGCUGCUGACACUGCUGUCAAAUAGCCAUGACUUGAGAAGCACUGCCUUGGAGGGACUAGCCCACAGGUGAAGGACAGCACUGUAGCUAGCCUGGUGAGCUCAGCACCCACUCCCAGCCCAAGCUCCAUGGCAAAGGCACACACCAGAUGAUGGGCUGCACCUUCUUCAGCUGAGGGCUGAGGGCGCCAUCAGCUGUGGAUUGCGGAGCCACCCUUUCCUGAGGCCUCACCACCACAUCUCCAGGCUCUCCUAGGAGCUUUGGGAAUUAGCAGCUAACUGCCCCAUCCUCACUCAAGCAUCUCAGCUUCAGGCUCCUGUGGGAGGAAGCCAGGCAUGCGGAGAGCAAUAAGGGUGCGUAGCUCCAAAUCUGCCUGUGCAGAGUGAAAGCCCCCCUGUGAGGGAGGGAGAGAGAGUCAGAGGGGAUGGCCCACCUCUGGCUUUUAAGGGACCAGGACUUGCCGUCCCACAGCCAGAAAAACAGAAAAUGGAGUGUACUCCUCAAGUUUGGGUGUGAAAAAUACCUCCAAAUGCUGGGCAGUUUUAUGUGAGUGGGCUCCAGCAGUGUGGUCUAAUUUUCUGUUUCAGAUUUCCUUAAAGGAGGCCCUUGACCUAGAGGAACGGAGAGGGCAGUCCGCUAGAAUACCAAUUUGUGAGUUGUUUCUUUUCACUUUGUACUGGAGUUUGAAGAACUGCUUUAAAUGUCCCCAUCCUUCAAGUCUACUUUGUAUUCUCUUCAUUACAGCUCAGUGUACCUGUCACAGCCUGGAAAACAGACAAUUCCAUCACACCCUCCCCCCGAUAUUAUUUUAGAUUUUCUCUUUUCCUUAAAAUGUAGUUGAACAAUUUGCCAGACAUAUUCCAACAGAAAAUGUGCUGCCCGAUAUCACCCUGCCCCUCCCCAACCCCCUAAAUCCCUGAUAAAGGAAAAUGAAAAUGUAAACUUUGGAAAGCCUGUGCUCAAGGUUUGCUUCUAGAAGUAUGCAAAUGAAGCCCCCUGGCCAGCCAAGCCCUUCCUGCUGGACUCUCUCUGGCCUAGGCUUUGAGAGCAGGUGCCUUGUCACCCAGGGCAGAGCUUUCCUGGCAUUUCCCCGGCACUGGCUGCCUGAGGGCUAAAAGAAUGGAGUGGGAGACCGGCCCUCCAGUACUCUCUAAGGCACUAACCCCGACAUCAGAGACACUGGCUGGAAGGGCGUCCAAGCAGGCAGGGCUCACAUUGGUUUUGGUUGGGUUGUUUUUUGUUUUUUUUUUUUAUAUUUUUUCAUACGAUGUUAAUAAAAGUAGAAAAUAAAAAUCUACAUUUCAUUAGAAUAAGAUGUUAUCAUGGAUGCCAUCUCCCAUGAUACUCUUUCCCACCCCUCCCAAAUCAGGGCCCUGCCCUGUUAUUUUAAAAUAAAUGACAAAAAAAAAAAAAAA
This is a messenger RNA of Mustela lutreola (European mink), 7252 nucleotides long. RefSeq names its product chondroitin sulfate N-acetylgalactosaminyltransferase 2 (gene CSGALNACT2). The record is from RefSeq and is a predicted model, not a curated record. Gene Ontology annotation, molecular function: glucuronosyl-N-acetylgalactosaminyl-proteoglycan 4-beta-N-acetylgalactosaminyltransferase activity. Lineage: Eukaryota; Metazoa; Chordata; Mammalia; Carnivora; Mustelidae. The transcript has 11 exons. Bases 438 to 2066 code for a protein of 542 amino acids. Gene Ontology annotation, cellular component: Golgi cisterna membrane.